GGCAAAGCGACGCCAUGGCAACGGCAGGGAUCCCGGUUGAUGUGAGGGUCAUGGCGGCGGACGAGCCGGGCGAGCCGGGCGAGCCGGGCCACUACGGUUUCAGGUUCCUGCCUCAGAAGACGUUCCCGGGCCUGAGCGCGCCCGAGACCGCCGGCCGCCUGCGGCAGUGGUCCAUGCUGGGCAGGGUCCAGGCGCAGGCGUUCGGCUUCGACCGGCCCUUCCAGGCCUAUCGCAAGGACGAGUUCGUGAUGGCAUUUUUCAAGGACCCAAAUGUUAUUUCCAAUUUGAAGUUACUUUCAGAAUCUUCUGGAGACUGGGUUACAUUAGGAACUGAAGUGAAAAAAAUUGAAGCUAUAAACGUUCCUUGCACACAGCUAUCCAUGUCAUUUUUUAAUCGGUUGUAUGCUGAAAAUAUUGUGCGAGACAAUGGAUAUAUUGUGAAAUGUUUAGAUUCUUUUCAUGAUCCUUUUGUUAUUUCUGAUGAGUUGCGAAAAGUUUUACUAGAGGAAGACUCAGAAAAAUAUGAAAUAUUCAGCCCAGCAGAUAGAGAAGAAUUUCUGUUUUGUCUAUUCAAACAUCUUUGCCUUGGUGGAGCUCUCUGUCAGUAUGAAGAUGUGCUUAAACCUUAUCUGGAAACAACAAAGCUCAUCUAUAAGGAUCUUCUGAGUGUUCGAAAGAUUCCUCAAACAAAGAAAAUACAAAUAACGUCUUUUAUCUUUAAAGUUACAGCAUAUGAUUCUGUUGGUGUGUGCUAUCCAUCCACGAAGAUCCAUGAACAGACAUUUUCUUACUUUAUUGUGGAUCCUUGUAGACGUCACCUUCAUGUUUUCUACCACAGCUAUGGGAUGGGGGAAAUGUCCUAACCAUGUCUUUUUUAAAAAAAUGUUUUCCAUGUUUACGGUUUUAAAAAUUUACCAAUUACUAAGUUUUGCUACUGAUGGAUACACAUUUACUUUAUAUCCUAAUUCAAGUAAAAAUAUCAAGAAUCUGCUUAAGCAAAGAAAAUAAAUAA
Messenger RNA from Sorex araneus (European shrew), 1012 nucleotides. It is a transcript of the gene CFAP300, whose product is annotated as cilia and flagella associated protein 300. The coding region runs from base 15 to 863 and encodes 282 amino acids. NCBI's taxonomy places the organism in Eukaryota, Metazoa, Chordata, Mammalia, Eulipotyphla, Soricidae. The transcript has 7 exons. The record is from RefSeq and is a predicted model, not a curated record.